Molecule: messenger RNA, 7864 nt
Organism: Equus caballus (horse)
Lineage: Eukaryota; Metazoa; Chordata; Mammalia; Perissodactyla; Equidae
Gene: SMCR8
Product: SMCR8-C9orf72 complex subunit
Cellular component (GO): guanyl-nucleotide exchange factor complex
Molecular function (GO): GTPase activator activity
Source: RefSeq, a predicted model, not a curated record
UACCAAGAUGGCGUCGCCGCGGUAGCUGGCUUCGGGUUGUGGCGUCCAAGGAGUUGCGACGGUUUCUGCGCUCGGGCCGUGGGGACCGCAACGCUUGGCUGGUCCCUGCGGCGGCCCGUAGCCCCUCCUUAGGCGCUCGUUCAGUGCUGGGGCUUUUUCUGUCGCGGUGGGUUCGGGGAAGUGCUGGUGACCUCGCUGCAGGUGCCCUGCGCCGGCCGCGAUACCCGGAGGAGGAGGAAGUCAACUGGCUUCCCCGGACUUCUGGACCUGCGGAGUUCAUGAGGCCUCCGAGGGCACUGGAGGAGCUACACUUCUGAGGGGGCUGCCUAGUACCCCUGAGGGUAGACGAAGACCGCAGCGACUUUGCUUCCUCCUCCACAGGCCUGGCUUCCCCGCGUUGAUUACCCCCGCAUCCUCUCCCACUUCCUCUCAAUGUUCUCUCCAUAUAUCUGGAAAUAUGAUCAGCGCCCCUGACGUGGUGGCCUUCACUAAAGAAGACGAGUACGAGGAGGAACCUUACAAUGAGCCGGCUCUACCCGAGGAGUACUCGGUGCCUCUUUUUCCCUUCGCCAGCCAGGGAACUAACCCAUGGUCCAAACUGUCCGGGGCCAAGUUCUCUCGAGACUUCAUCCUUAUUUCUGAGUUCUCUGAGCAGGUGGGACCCCAACCCUUGCUGACCAUCCCCAAUGACACCAAAGUUUUUGGUACUUUUGAUCUCAAUUACUUCUCUUUGCGGAUCAUGUCUGUGGAUUACCAGGCCUCUUUCGUGGGCCAUCCCCCUGGUUCUGCUUACCCCAAACUGAACUUCGUGGAGGACUCCAAGGUGGUGCUGGGAGACUCCAAGGAAGGAGCCUUUGCAUAUGUGCACCACCUUACCCUGUAUGACCUGGAGGCCCGUGGCUUUGUGAGGCCCUUUUGCAUGGCUUAUAUCUCGGCAGAUCAGCACAAAAUCAUGCAGCAGUUCCAGGAGCUUUCAACUGAAUUUUCUAAAGCUUCUGAGUGCUUGAAGACAGGCAACAGGAAGGCAUUUGCUGGGGAACUUGAAAAAAAACUGAAAGACUUGGAUUACACCAGGACAGUGCUGCACACCGAAACAGAGAUCCAGAAGAAAGCUAAUGACAAAGGCUUUUACUCAUCUCAGGCAAUUGAGAAAGCCAAUGAACUGGCCAGUGUAGAGAAGUCCAUCAUUGAACAUCAAGACCUGCUGAAGCAGAUCCGCUCAUACCCUCAUCGGAAGUUGAAGGGGUCUGAUCUGUGUUCUGGGGAGAUGGAGCGCAUCCAGGAUCAGCCGGACCAGGCAGCCACUACCUCUAACCCUGAUGAGUCUGCUGACACAGACCUUUUUACCUGCAGACCCAGCUACACCCCCAAACUCAUCAAAGCAAAGUCCACCAAGUGUUUUGACAAGAAGUUGAAGACCUUGGAAGAGCUCUGUGAUACUGAAUAUUUCACUCAGACCCUGGCUCAGCUCAGUCACAUUGAGCACAUGUUCAGAGGAGACCUGUGCUACCUCCUGACCAGCCAGAUUGACAGAGCACUACUAAAGCAACAGCACGUAACAAACUUCCUUUUUGAAGACUUGGUGGAGGUCAGUGACAGGGUGGUAGACAAACAAAAGAGUGCACCCCCUCAGCCCUGUCAAGACAGGCCACUUUCUAGGUCUCUAGAAGAAUGUCCGAUCCCUCAAGUGUUAAUUAGCAUUGGCUCUUACAAGUCUAGCGUGGAGUCUGUGCUGAUCAAGAUGGAGCAGGAACUGGGAGAUCAGGAGUACAAGGAAGUGGAAGUGACGGAAUUGAGCAGUUUUGACGCCCAGGAAAACUUGGACUAUCUGGAUUUGGAUAUGAAAGGGAGUAUCAGCAGUGGUGAAAGCAUUGAGGUUUUAGGCACGGAGAAGUCCACCUCUGUGCUGUCUAAGUCUGACAGCCAGGCCAGCCUCACGGUGCCAUUAAGCCCACAAGUGGUCCGGAGCAAAGCUGUCAGCUACAGGACCAUCAGUGAGGACAGUAUUGAAGUCCUCAGCACCUGCCCUUCUGAGGCCCUCAUCCCUGACGACUUUAAGGCCAGCUACCCAAGUGCCAUUAAUGAAGAAGAAUCAUACGCAGGUGACAGUGAGGGAGCCAUCCACUUCCAGGCAAGCAUCAGCCCGCCAGUGCUGGAUGAGGCAGAGGAGGGCAGCUUGGAAAACACUCCGUCACAAACAGACUCCUCCUGCUGCAUUGGGAAGGAGAGUGACAGUCUGGGACUGCCACCCUCCACUCCAGUCCACACACUCUCUGACGAGGAUGGAGUAGUGAGCAGCCCCCCACAGCGCUACAGGCAGAAGGACCAGGGGUUCCCUGUGGACUUGGCAGUGGAAAACGCCCACCCUUCCCAAGACAACACUUCUGAAGGCUUCCCUGCUUAUGAACUUGACCCAAGCCACCUGCUGGCUAGCCGGGAUGUUAGUAAGAGCAGCCUGGACAACUACUCAGACACCACCAGCUAUGUGAGCAGUGUAGCCUCCACCAGCUCGGACAGGACUCCCUCCUCUGCUCAUCCUGCUGGCCCCUCUUCAGAGAGGCAUCAAAAGAGGGCUGGCCAGAACGCCUUAAAAUUCAUCCGCCAGUACCCCUUUGCCCACCCAGCCAUCUACUCCCUGCUCAGCGGGAGGACGCUCGUGGUCCUGGGGGAGGACGAGGCCAUAGUCAGGAAGCUUGUGACAGCAUUGUCCAUCUUUGUUCCCAACUACAGCCGCUCUGUCAAACCUGUGAAGCAUUGGGUCUCCUCCCCUUUGCACAUUAUGGAUUUUCAGAAGUGGAAGCUUAUUGGUCUGCAGAGAGUGGCGUCCCCUGCUAGUGCUGGCACCCUCCACUCUCUGAGCCGCUACAGCCGCUACACAAGCAUCCUGGACCUAGACAACAAAACCCUGCGCUGCCCGCUCUACAGAGGCACCCUCGUGCCCCGGCUGGCAGACCACCGCACUCAGAUCAAGCGGGGCAGCACCUACUACCUGCAUGUCCAGAGCAUGCUCACCCAGCUCUGCUCCAAGGCCUUCCUCUAUACCUUCUGCCACCACCUGCACCUGCCUGCCCACGACAAGGAGACAGAGGAAUUGGUUGCCAGCCGCCAGGCAAGCUUCUUGAGGUUGAACCUGGGCUUGGUGAAUGAAGAUGUCAAGGUGGUCCAGUACCUGGCUGAGCUGCUGAAGCUGCACUAUAUGCAGGAGUCUCAUGGGACCAGCCAUCCCACGCUCAGGUUUGACUAUGUCCCCAGCUUUUUGUACAAAAUCUGAGGUCAGUCCCAGCCACUGUGACCAAGACCUGUGACUCAGGGUAUGGGGAGGGGAGGGAUUGGCAUGACGAAGCAGUCCUCUGACCUGUUGAGACUUCUGGUGUAAUCAGUGGGAAGGAAACUAAGGUGGGAGCCUUGGCUCCAGGCAAUCUGUGAGUUGGACUUGGGCAGACAAGGGAGCCUGGCUCUCUCUGAAGGCUUCUGGAAGGACAGUAACAGCUCUCUCAGCUCCUUGGUGAGGAGUGGCCCCUGCUGAGGACUGGUAGCCAGGGCAGAAGAAAGGUUUGAGGGGGUGGGAUGAGGGGCAGGAAGGCAAGGCCUGAUGGGAGGAGCAUGCUGGCCUCAUUCAGUUCUGCUGAACACUGGAGCAGCAAAAUCAAGGGAAGCAGUCCAUUAACUGGAAUGAUUUGGUGGAAAACAGGAUGGCGGACCAUCCAUUGCCUCGUUCAGACCCCAGCUGGGACCUUUUACUUGGCCUCCUAGAGCCCAUCAUCCCAGGGGAGGCCCCUGCAUGAGUGAGGUGGAGGGGAGAAAGCUUGGCCCCAGCUGGGUGAUGGAAAACACACAGCCUUUUGAACCCCAAGACACCCUGGCCCCAUCCUCACUUCUGCUUGUAGGUGGGCCUUGGAAAUCACUCCCAUGGUCAGCAGAGGUGACUAAACAGUCACUAGUCCCUGGUUGUGAGGAGGAAAGCCCAGGAGACAGGCAGGGCCAAGGUGUCAUGAGGCCAUCACCACUGUGCAAGCAAUGAAGAGCCAGCAGGCUCUCGGGCCCGGUCCACCAGCUUUUCUGGCCAGAGUGAGUGAGCACUGUUCCUUUGGGCAAGGUCUGCAGAUAUGCUGGAACUCGGCAGAGGUCACCCCCCAGUCCUCUCACCCAUAGCAAACCUUUGCAACCACUUCACUACCUCUCACAGGGUCUCGUGGGCAAGGUGACAGCAGAGUUCUGUGCAGCUGGCUGGUCUUGGGUGGACAGCCCAGCUGGUGAUAACUCAUAGCAGGAUUGUCUCCACGAAGGAAGAAAGCCUCCUUGUGUGGCUGUCUUUGUUGAUUUGCCUCUGGGAGGCCCCGGAGGCCGGAGUAUGCACAUCUCACGGCAGCUCACUCCCACCCCAGCAUGUCCCCCAGGUACACACACACCACCACAGCUCACUCUCCCCUCAUGCGGGUCUCCCAAGUUGUGGAAUGAGCCACUCCCUGGUUCACCCAAGACCUCCCUGAGGCUUUAUACACAAAUGCCACUGGUACGUAGAUGGUUUCUUGCAACCUUGAAAAUUUUGUACCUUUUUUCUUUUCAAGCUGUUUUUUCCCCUAAUUAGGGAGAACUCUUGGUAUUACUGCUUUUUAAUUUGUUCCCAGAAAAUUGUGAUAAAAUAGACCUGAACCAGCCACAAGUGGUUGCUCCUGAGCAUGUGUGUAUACGUCUAGUGGGGCCACGUUCCCUAUAGCUGGGGUCCUACUGUUGAGACAUGGUCUACCCUCCAGCUUUGUGGCACACUGUUGAGGUCACAGAGGGGAGGCAGAAACCCCUGGUGACCAGGGAAGGUUUGUGUCCCAUGACUCCAGUAGUCCCUUUUUUGCCCAGGUCUUCUGCACAAGAUAUGGUUGUUGGCUCCUGGCCACUGGCUCUGCCCAGGGUCCCUGUUCCUGUCAGAGGGUGUGUGUUUGCUUCUGAGGCUGUGCUCCUUGUGGCAGAUGGUGCUGCCUCCAUCUCAUCCAUUUUCUUUAUACCUGUGCACAUUGCAUAUAUUCACAGAGGAGUCACCAGGACUGUCUUGGCAGCUUUUAAAUGUGAAGUGUGUGUUUGCCCAUGGGGAAGGCUACAUGGGAAGCCUGUUUCUCUCCAUGGGCUCCUCUUAUCUGUUACCACCUCCCCUCCCUCAUGUUCUGGAUGCUGCUUGGUUUUCUAACUGGGUGGCCAAUUGCUGACUAUUUAGGCCUCCAGGGACAUGACCUUAUGACAUUUAUCUCCAAGAGAAGAGAGGUCUGUGGGGUCCAAAUGACAAAAUGGAAAGUGACCACUGGCACCACCAUGGCUAUUUCUUUCCUGUGUUUCACUCCAAUGUGGACUCUACAGUUAAUGCUGUUCUCAACUGGAAAACUGUUAAAGGCAGAAGGUCAGUCAUACUUGGCCUUCUAGAAGCAAAAGCCACGUACUGCCGUGGGCUGAAGUAGAAGUCCCCUUUGGAGGGUGUUUGCUCAGAACCUCCAAGGACUUGAAGGCAAGAGACCAGAGGGGUGUGAACAGGACGCACUGUCCUGUGGGGCCAGCCACAGAAAGAGCAAACGGGGAGCAUCUCACUUGAGUUGUUUGUUCGUUAAGAAAUAAAGCUGGCUUCAUGGACUGACUAGUGGUUGAACUCAAGGAUUGAAAUUUUUGGUUAAAAUCUAACACUUCAAUGUGGCACUUUCAAAGGAUUGCUUGAUGCCAAGUAUGUUUCUUUGCAAAGGGAUCAAGUGGAGCUAGGACUGAGCCCCUCUGGGCAGAGGCAGGUGAGGCCAUGAAGCUGCCCCUCCCCAGUGCCCCCCACUUGGGAGAAGUGGAACCCACUGAAGACUCAGACGCAUCUAUAAAUCUUCAUGGUAGGAGUAAUCUCUUCAAGAAUUUUCACUUGAGGCUUUCCUCUAGUAAUAGGUCAUUAAGUGUUAAUAAGACAUUUAAAAACACUUCCCAGAAAACAGGACAUCAGAGCCCCUUAGUGCUUCUUCAGUCCCAUCACUUUGAAGGCCUAGGCACCCGACCUUUGAGGUUUGUUUCACCCUUAUUUCUAAUCCAUCACCUGCCCCUCCCUUUUUAAAGCAGUCCAGGUUAAGGAAAACCUGAUCAGGCGAGCGUUUACACAGUAGUGACUUCCAGAUGCUCUAAUUUAGAGAAGUCGUUUCCAGCUGGAGCCUUUUAUAGCACUUGGGGCACCAGGGACACUCCAGCCUGAGCUGCUCGCACCUCACAGCUUCCCUAGGGCCCUUGCUCCUUUAGUGGAAUCUUUUGAUUUUAGAAAUUGUGACUUUUCUGUAAUUUACUGCGAUGGCUGAAAUUAAUACACAUUGCACCAGAAUGUGGAGAUGGGCCGUGAUGGCUCACCUGUGAUUUCCCUAGCUUUUAACUUCAUUUCAGAUCAGUUACUAUAUUCAAGGUAGAGUAGACUUCAAUCGCGAACAAACAACAAAUCCCACUUCAAAAUCCUAGGAAGGCCAAGAGAUUCGACCCCAAGUGCCAGGGCUGCUGCAGUUCAGUGACAUGUUUCUGGAGGCCAAGUGCACGCAGUCUUGAAAAUCUCACAUGCACACUGACCACCACUUCUUCCAGUGCCAGACGCACGCCCACGCCUCCCCGGACCUGUUGCAUGUUGCAUGGCAGGCCAGCUUCUUGUGCUGCUGCCCUGUCGUCUUUGCACAGGUAGUAACACUCCCUAGCUGGCGGGGAUCCACUGGCAGGUGGACAACCUUCGGAGGCACUGAUCCCCCAAACCAGCAAUCUGAUUUUACCUCCCAUCUCUUCAGUCAGAAGGAAGUGCCUUGGUUCGUGCUUUCAAGCAAACCAGCCAGCUUUCUGGCUUUUCUCCAGUAGUGUGAUGGAAAGUGAUAAAACUGGAAUCUUUGAAAGAGAUAGAGUAUCAACAGACUGAAAUAAGGAAAAAGCAUCAAAUUUCUACUUCUGGCUGGAAACAAAACCAGUCUCAGAUGAUGAGGUCUGAGCACACCAAGCUCUCCUGAGCCCUUUCUCCCUUGAGCAUGACCUAAUCUGGCCUUGGUUGGUAAGCCUGGGUUUUGGCCAUGGGAAGGAGGAAGCAGGAGUGGCGAGGGGAUGGAACAAGCACUUUGCAGUGAAUUAAGCUGCUGCUAUGAGGCUCCGGCUUCCUGGGAUGACUGUUCAGCUCCAAAGUGGAGGCUACAAAGAGGUCUUGGAGAUGUCCCUUUGUCUUCAGUUGGAGAAGAGUCAAACCCUGAAUGUAAGACUGUUUUGGCAGCAUAAUGGUCCCAAAGUGAAUGGAGAGAUAUGGGACUGGUGUGUCACCCACACCCCAUGGAGACUGCAGCAGCUGUCCCAGCCGUGCUGGAGCAUACCACCACAGGGACGCCUGCCAGACAGGACCACCGGGUGCCUCACCCACUGACUGCCUGACACUGGCUGGCUGGCUGCACAGUUGGGUGGAGAUAAAUGCCACCUUUAAGGUUUUAGUGAAAAGCAUAGUCGUGAGGAAGUCGUAUUUGUUAUUUUCUGGAAAGCUAUUUUAUUACUGCAUGUUCCUCUGUCUGUGUGUGUGAAUGUGGGUCCGGCCACCACGUGAGCUGUGGUCAUCAUCACGGUGGCUGAGGACAAGAGUAUGCCAGACAAGUGUGUGACAGCAGCUCCUAAGUGUGGCUGCACCAGAGUUUAACCAGAGUAAAUGCCAAAUAGUAUGAGAAGUGUACUUUUUAAGAAAUUAAUUUAUUUGAGUUGUGAUAUUUUUGAAAUAUAAAAACUGGUUGUAUUUUUUAAAGCUAUAAUUCUUGUAGACAUUCUGUGGUUAAAAACUUGAUUCUGCUUAUUAAAAAUGGUCAUCCAUGUUUUGCACUUCAGCUUUGUGAAAAAUAAAGUUUCUCUGGGAAGGUGA